CCGGCUGUUUGAGAUGCUUUCUUUCUGACACAUAUUAUUGCGUCUCUAGAAGUAAAAUAAAUAGCUAUAGGAAGUGGGUGCUUUUCGCUAUGCUAGCCGUCAAUAAUGGCGGGGAGCUGGUGGCUGGGUUUCAUGCUUCUUUUGGUACCGGGCCCCUGUAGGGCUUGGGAGCUCUUUUCACUGCCGUUCACCUUAUACAACCUCUACGAGUGCGGCUUCACAGUUGAUCUUGACGCACUGGACUGUGAUCUUGCACGUAAUGUUUUUGGCCAGCAUUUAGCUCGGGAGCUUCUCUUUAAGUCUGUGAAAGAAUUUAUAGAAAAUGAUAACCCCAGCAAGCCCCUGGUGUUGUCUCUCCAUGGCUGGAGUGGGACAGGGAAAACGUUUGUGAGCUCUCUUCUAGUGAAACAUCUUUUCAAGGAAGGAAGCCAGAGCCGCUUUGUACAUUUCUUCUCUCCAGUUUUACAUUUCCCUCGGGUCCAGAAUUUAGAACAGUACAAGGUGGAUCUAAAAGGGUGGAUUCAGGGGAACCUCACUACAUGUAGCCGUUCUCUUUUUGUAUUUGAGGAGAUGGAUAAAAUGCACCCUGGCUUGAUCGAUGCCAUUGUCCCUUUUCUUGGCUCAUCUUGGGUAGUUUAUGGCUCAAACUACAGAAAAGCAAUCUUCCUCUUCAUAAGCAAUGCUGGGGGAGAUGAUAUUAAUGAAGUUGCAUUAGAUUUCUGGAAGCAACGAAAGGACAGGGAGGAUAUUCGGCUGCAUCAUUUGGAAUCCACUAUCUCCAAAGCUGUGUUUUCUAAUCCUAAACAUGGCUUCUGGCAGUCCCAGAUCAUCAAUCAGCAUCUCAUAGAUGUAAUACUGCCAUUUUUGCCAUUGCGGCCCAGCCAUGUGCGACAAUGUGUACAGGCUGAGAUGGUACAGCAAGGACUGGAACCUGAAGAGGAGCUUUUAAACAACAUAACGGACAGCAUUGUUUAUUUCCCAGAAGAUGAAAAGGUUUUCUCAUCCACAGGCUGCAAAACUGUUGUAUCCCGGAUUAAUUAUUUUGUGUGAUCUACCUCAUAAAUGCCUAGAAAUAGGCAUAGAAUCAUACCUUGAGGAGUAAGGAAUGCACCAAAAAUCUCUCAUGGUAUAGCCUGGAACUUUAUUUCUGCCUCCAAGAAUGAUAUUGUCACAGAAAAGAAACUUUCUCUUUAAUAUGUAUUUAAAAUAUACAGCACUUAAAAAUUACAUUACUGCACUACUGUCUUUGGUUUAAAGACCAAACAAGAUGUCAGAUAUGAUUCCAGUAGUCUAUUUACUAAAUUGAAGGAAACUAAAAACAUCUGUAUUAAGCAGUAAAGUGGGUUUGACAGUUAAAGUUGAACUUGCUGAGCUUCAGUUCCAUUAUUCCAUCAGUAUUUAAAGGUAUCGGUAGAUUAAAAUUGGUAAUUACAGCGUAUAAAAUUAACAUUUUAUAUACUGUACAAAUGUAUAGUUUGCCUCAAACUUUAAGUGCCCCAACCAAGACAAAUCUUUUAAAAAUUAAAUUUAUUUUAAAAUAAUGUUUCAUUUAGAUACAUCUAAAGCUGGACCUGCAUAGAUCAAUUCAGUAAAUAUUGACAAUGAUGGGUUCCAGUUUUUUAAUAGUGCAAUGCAACUGUCAGAAGUGGGUGUAAGGUAAUUUAAGAACUGUUUUCUAUAUUUUGCACAAUAAACUUGUUUUAAAUGUGAAAA
Xenopus tropicalis (tropical clawed frog) is the source of this 1713-nucleotide messenger RNA. RefSeq names its product torsin family 2, member A (gene tor2a). The record is from RefSeq and is marked provisional. Lineage: Eukaryota; Metazoa; Chordata; Amphibia; Anura; Pipidae. Gene Ontology annotation, cellular component: endoplasmic reticulum lumen; endomembrane system; endoplasmic reticulum. Gene Ontology annotation, molecular function: ATP binding; ATP hydrolysis activity.